Athalia rosae (coleseed sawfly) is the source of this 2825-nucleotide messenger RNA. RefSeq names its product putative sodium-dependent multivitamin transporter. Gene Ontology annotation, cellular component: membrane. Gene Ontology annotation, biological process: transmembrane transport; sodium ion transport. Gene Ontology annotation, molecular function: symporter activity. The transcript is spliced from 10 exons. The coding region runs from base 448 to 2262 and encodes 604 amino acids. The record is from RefSeq and is a predicted model, not a curated record. NCBI's taxonomy places the organism in Eukaryota, Metazoa, Arthropoda, Insecta, Hymenoptera, Athaliidae.
UCUCCGAUGCCGUUCUCUCUGUGUUUCGGACUUGCGAGCUUAGCAAAGAAUGCUAUGCUAAGGUUAGGCCAGCCCUAGUCAGAGACUACGGCUCGUAGAAGUAGUAGAGUCGGCAAGGUGAUGAGUGCGUGGUCAGCCGGCCUUGACGAUCUCUGACUUAGUUCCGACUCUUUUUUCUCUAAGAAUUGUGCGGAAGUGCAAGUUAAUGAACUUCAUAUGGAAAGGUGAAAUUAAUUUCAUUUAUUCACCAUAGAGAUUGUCUAGCAAUCAAAGCAUGCAACUGGCUACAAAAAGCUAGCUCGAGAACAUAUUAUCCACUGUGCAUCCGUAUACUUGCAUAUUUUCCUCAUCACCAGACCACAUAAGUAUUCGGAGUGUUGGUCUACUCAUCAUUCCGUGGGAGAAAUCUGACAAUAAAAAAUAAAACAAGUAAAUUAUAAAAACAAUAUGACUGCAAAGCUAGGAUGGGCCGACUACUUGGUCAUGGCGAUUAUGCUCGUCAUCAGCGCAGGAAUCGGCGUUUAUUACAGAUUUACUGGUGGUCGACAAAAAACCUCCGAUGAAUACUUCAUUGCGAACAGAUCGAUGAGCAUUCUUCCCGUGGGAAUAGCUUUGAUGGCCUCCUUUAUGUCCGCCAUUACCCUUCUAGGUGUUUCCGCCGAAAAUUAUACCUACGGUACACAAUUUGUCGUAAUAAACAUUUCCUAUGGCAUCGGAACCCCCAUAGCUGCAUACGGCUUUCUUCCAGUUUUUUUUAAACUCCAAGCGACCAGCGCGUACGAGUACCUGGAAAAACGAUUUGGAAUGGGCGCCCGACUGGUAACAAGUUUCGUAUACUGGAUCCAACUUCUUCUUUACACAGGGGUUGUUCUUUACGCCCCAGCAUUAGCCCUGGAAGCUACGACGAGUCUUUCGAAAACCGGAAGUAUAAUCGUAAUCGGUUUGGUCUGCGCCUUCUACUCCAGCAUAGGCGGAAUCAAGGCUGUCUUGAUAACAGAUGUAUUUCAAAGCGUUCUUAUGUUUGUCGCGGUUUUCGCCAUAAUUACAACCGCCGCAAUAGACGUCGGUGGUUUGUCCGAGAUCUGGAGAAUUGCCGGCGAAGGUGGUCGCUUGGAAUUCGAUAACAUAUCGCCAGACCCGACGGAACGGCAUACCUACUGGAGUUUGGUGAUCGGUGGGCUUUUCACAUUCCUAUCUCUAUACGGUGUCAACCAGGUUCAAGUUCAGCGAAUGUUGACCGUUAAGAGCUUAAAAGCCGCGCAAACAGCUCUCUGGCUGAACUGGCCAAUUUUGAUGCUUCUGUCCUUCUCGACAUGCUUCGCCGGACUAUCAAUUUACAGCAAGUAUUAUAAGUGUGAUCCGAUUUUAGAAGGAAGAAUAUCAUCGACCGAUAUGCUCAUGCCUCUUUAUGUAAUGGAUACUAUGAGCUCGAUUCCAGGGUUACCCGGACUAUUCGUUGCGGGAAUAUUCAGUGCAGGUUUGAGUACGGUUUCAGCCGCAUUGAAUUCUCUGUCCGCCGUUACUUUAGAAGACUAUAUAAAACCAGCGUACCGAAAAUGUUCCGGUAAAGAAUUUUCACUCGCCAAGUCAACCAUUUUUGGUAAAUCGCUCGCCUUCGCAUUUGGCCUAAUUUGCAUCGCGUUGGCAUUCCUUGCCCAGUUUCUUGGCGGAAUUUUACAGGCAAGUCUGACGAUUUUUGGAGUAGUCGGAGGUCCUCUGCUCGGUAUGUUCACCCUGGGAAUGUUCACGGAAUCGGCAACGCAACGCGGUGCUGUUACCGGGGUUCUAACGGCCUUGGCAUUUACUCUGUGGAUCGGAUUUGGUACUCCGCGUCCACCUGCCCCAAAGCUUCCAACCACAAUUGAUGGAUGCGCUUCUAAACUUGCUCAGUUCACAAAUCUUACAGCCGAAGAGGCCAUGGCUACGGCAGCAACGUUGGUACCGGCUGCACUCAGAGCGGAUGAUCCUACGAAUUACUUUUAUCUUUACCGGAUAUCGUACAUGUGGUACAGUUUGAUUGGUUUCCUAGUUACUUUUAUCGUCGGUCUGCUCGUUAGCAAUGUAGCGCGAAUUAUCUUGAAAGAAGAGCAGGAUGACCUCGAUCCAGACCUUUUUAUACCUUGGCUAGCGAACCGAAUAAGAGCGCGUCGUUCUAUUGCCUCUAUUAACAAACUCACCGAGCAGUACAACGCCCCAUCAAAGUAUAAUUUUCCUGCAGGAGGUCGGGAAUCACCUGCGGAAAUCAAGAACACUGAAUUUUGAAUCUGUUUUUUUUUCCUAGUUUCUCAUUUGGAUCGGGGUAUUUAAUUUAAUUGAUAAAACGAGUCUUCCAGAGGUUCUCAUAAGAUAAAAUGAAGCCUCGAUCUACGGAUAGGAAAAGUAGACUCCUAAAUCUGAAAAAACAUUCAACUGAAGAAAAUAACUGUAUGACAAUAAUUUUCUUUUGCCUUAUUCAAAGAGAAUGAAUGAACUCGACUUCAUAACCACUUGACGUUUGACCGAACAGAAUGUUCAAAAUCACAAACAGUUGGGUACAAUCUUGAGGAUUAUAGUUCGAGACAGGCAUCUCGAGCGCGCCAGACAAUACUGUUUGGGAAAAUAUCCUUCCAAACGAGCGAAAAACUCGUUAACAGAUGUAUUUAGUGAAUUGUUCACUAUCAUACGCUUUAUAUCUUUGUAAAAGUAUUAUAAACCGUAAGCUGUGAGGCGAGCAGCUGCGUACAUACUUGCAUCUUUGCAAGCCGACCAUAUCAGUGAAUUUGUACAAAAAAAUCUAAGAAAGAUGUUCAGCAUAAUAAAUAUACCGUUACUUUUUUUUUGUUAAA